Rhineura floridana is the source of this 2692-nucleotide messenger RNA. RefSeq names its product retinitis pigmentosa GTPase regulator (gene RPGR). The record is from RefSeq and is a predicted model, not a curated record. Gene Ontology annotation, cellular component: photoreceptor outer segment. Gene Ontology annotation, biological process: ubiquitin-dependent protein catabolic process; protein ubiquitination; visual perception. The transcript is spliced from 18 exons. NCBI's taxonomy places the organism in Eukaryota, Metazoa, Chordata, Lepidosauria, Squamata, Rhineuridae. Gene Ontology annotation, molecular function: ubiquitin protein ligase activity. Bases 72 to 2441 code for a protein of 789 amino acids.
UUGUUUACUUCCGGGAUCCCGGCUGCUCGCGGGUCCAUCUAUCUCUUAGGCACCUCCCCCUCGAGCCUGUCAUGGGGGAGGCCGAGGAGCAGGUGCCCGAAUCAGGUGCUGUAUUCACAUUUGGAAAAAGCAAAUUUGCAGAAAAUGUGCCCAGCAAGUUUUGGUUUAAAAAUGACAAGCCUUUUCACAUAUCAUGUGGAGAUGAACAUACUUCUGUUGUAACAGAAAAUGGUAAACUUUAUAUGUUUGGAAGCAACAACUGGGGACAACUUGGAUUUGGAACAAGGAAUACUGUCAACAAGCCUACUUGUGUGAAAGCUUUAAAACCAGAAAAAGUAAAACUAGCUGCUUGUGGGAGAAACCACACUUUGAUUUAUACAGAACAAGGAAAUGUAUAUGCUGCUGGAGGUAACAGUGAAGGGCAGUUGGGAUUAGGUGACACAGAGGAAAGAAGCACAUUUCAUCUAAUUAGUUUUUUUACUAACCAGCACAAGAUCAAACAGCUGGCAGCUGGAUCCUACACAUCAGCAGCACUAACUGAGGAUGGACAGCUUUUUAUGUGGGGGGACAAUACAGAAGGACAAAUUGGCUUGGCUAAUGAAGCUAAUGCGUGUGUUCCUCAUCAAGUGGAUGUUGGGAAACCCAUUUCUUGGAUCUCUUGUGGAUACUACCACUCUGCCUUAAUAACACGAGAUGGGGAACUCUAUACUUUCGGAGAGCCUGAGGAUGGAAAACUAGGUUUGUCCCCUGAGCAACUGCAAAACAACAAGGUUCCACAACUUGUUCCUGGGAUUUCUGGUAGGGUCAGUAAAGUCGCCUGUGGAGGAGCACAUACGGUAGUGCUUGCAGAGGGAAAGGUCUACACCUUUGGCCUUGGCCAAUAUGGACAGCUUGGACAUGGUACAUUUAUUUUUGAAAUGUCUACACCAAAGAUUGUGGAUCAUAUGGGGAAGCAUAAAAUCUGUAACAUUGCCAGUGGGGAAAAUCACACAGCUUUAGUAACAGAGAAUGGCCUUAUGUACACCUUUGGAGAUGGACGACAUGGCAAAUUAGGGCUUGGAGAAGAAAAUUACACUAAUCAGUUUGUUCCUACAUUAUGUUCUAAUUUUUCAAGGUUUGCUAUACAUUUGGUUGCCUGUGGUGGUUGCCACAUGCUGGUUUUUGCUACACCAAGGCCUAAAGAAUCAGAUGAAACACAUGUGCCAGACCAAAAUGAACAGUGCUUGUCUACUGUAGUCUCCGAAAUGGGUGGAGAUGCUUUGGUAAUAGAUACCUUCCAGCGAACAUUAUCGGCACGUUUGCGGCGGAGAGAGAAGGACAAAUCACCAGAACAGUUCAGUCGAUUGGUACGAACACUUCCUCCACUUGGAGAAGGUUCUCUAAAGCCUAUAUCGUAUGUCAUCAGCAACACUGUUCCCCCUGGUGUACCCAGAUCAAACCUUCUUGACUUGGUUGUAGCUGAUAGAAGUAAAGAUACUGAAUCCGCUUUGGGCUGUGAAACAGAAGAUAAGAAAGAGAACAAUGAUGCAGAAGAGAGUUCAACAGAGGGAGAUUCAGAUGAAAAUGAGGAUAAAACCCUUGGGGACACCACAGAUGUCUUGAAUAUGACCCAUGUGAUGAGAUUGAAUCCCAAUGACCAUUUGUUAGAGUUAGCACCAGUACUAAAGCAAAAGGAUCAAAAAUCAUCUGAUGGAGAAGAAAGGGAUGGUGAUGACGAUGAUGAUGAAGAAGAAGAAGAGGAGGAAGAGGAAAAAGAAGAAACAGACGAAGAGGGGGAAGAACAAGAUGCGGCAGAACAUAAUGAUGAUCAAACACCUCAAAAUGAAGGGCAGGAUGGUGAAUCCUUUGAGAGUGAGGAAAAGAAUCAGAUGGCUACAGAAACUGUAAAGGAUCACAAAUCAUCCAAUGAGGAAGAGACUGGCGAUGAUGAAGAAGAAGAAAAUACGGACAAGGAAGAAGGAGAAAAACAAGAUGCAGCAGAACAUAAUGAUGAUCAAGCACCUGGAAUUGAGGGACAGAGCAGUAAAUCAUGUGACAGUGAGGAAAAGUAUCAGAUGACUACAGAAAACAUAAAGAAAGAGGUGUGUGCAGAAGACAACCCAGCUAAGCAAGAGAGUGAAACUGCUGAGGCUUGUGUCCCAAACAAUUCUUCAGGAGCAACUGCAGAGAGUCAUGAUGACAAAACAUCUGGAAGACUACUGGAAAAGGCAAAAAGGUUUUCUUUUUUUAAACGAAAGUCUCCAAGGCAGAAGACUGUACACAGCUGUGAUGAAAACAAACUUGAAAAGCUUCCUCACAGUGAGCAGGAAACUGGAAAUCAACGAGGGUUGCCAGAAGAAAAGAGUGAAGAUGAAAAUCAGAACCAUGCUGAGGAAAAUCAAAAGGAGAUGCCACCAACGAAUCAGGGCAAAAAGACAUCCUCUACCUGCAUAAUACUUUAAUACUCAACUGUAUAAGGCUGGAAUAUAUGUGAUGUCAUAACUGGCAGCUUGCAAGCAGAUAUUGUAAUUUAUACUUGAAAAUGAUAAUGGCAUAUAUGUAAUGAUCAUAUUGAUGGUUUUUGUAAAAUUGGCAUGUUUGGACUGAUUUACAUUGAUCUGAACCAACUUCUUAGUAUUUAUUUGUAUUAAUUUUUUUAGUUACUGCAACAAAUCUGAGUAUCACAGUCAUACUGAAAUGUUGUGGCCUUAAC